This is a messenger RNA of Musa acuminata subsp. malaccensis (wild Malaysian banana), 651 nucleotides long. NCBI's taxonomy places the organism in Eukaryota, Viridiplantae, Streptophyta, Magnoliopsida, Zingiberales, Musaceae. The record is from RefSeq and is a predicted model, not a curated record.
AGAUUUUAUCUUGUAACUCUGGUCGGAGGCGGCUUCCAAGUUCUUGUUUUGUUCCUCAACCAGCCUCAAUCCUCUCCAUAUUCAGGUUUUCAAUUCUAGUUGUUCCCUAGCGAAGAGGAAGAGGAGAUUGAGGGAGGGAUAUGUGUCCCCUGAGAGUGCUGUUGAUCUUUCUGUCGGCCACUUUGGCUGGUUUCUUUGUGCUCAGAAACCUCAAGGCCCAGCCGGAGCUCGUCGAGGCGCGCCAGGAAGAAGAAGACUCUUCUGAAGAGCAAGUCUCCCUUUCCACCAAGGUUCGAUCAACGAUCGGUGAUGGGUUCUGGACCUGCGUCGACAUGGCGAGUGGGAGGUACUUGUGGAGGAUCCUGAUGGCCCCUUCUUCUGCCACCAAAGAGAAAACAUGCUGAAUUGCUGAUGUAUGCGAAGGAGCUUCUUAUUGCCCAUCUUGUUUUCCUGUCUUUGUUAGAAAAGGGGAAGAUUAAUAAUUGUUGAUACUUCAUGCAUGGAGAUCCUGCAUGCAGAAAGAAGCAACAUUGCAAGACUGAUCUGAUAAGGAAAUUUGGAAAGCUACAAGCUUUGGUGCAUGUUUAUACGCCUAAUUUGUUUCUUGUAUCUUAACAGCCUGAAUGAAUGAUAGAUUCUUGACUUUUUUCA